CUGGAGAAGUUACGCACUGGGAAAGCAUCGUACUCGGCAAUAAUCACACGAGGAAAGUAUCUCAGGGGCUAGGAAUUAGCCUGACAUCGCAAAGUGUGUCUUGGACUUCAGAUCCCGGCAAUGUGCUCAUGCCAACACACACAUCUCAACAGGAAGCAUAUGCAGUGACGAUAUAGACCUACUCACAAAGCCUAUGCACAUAUACAUUUGUUAAAGGGAGUCAUGAAAUCAAGAUGGCGGGCUUCCAAAUUCAACAGAUUUACAAACUCAAAGUUGUCAUUGUUGGUCCCAUCUCUGUGGGGAAGACGUCGCUAGCCGUCCGUUUUGCCAAGAACACCUACGAAGAUAUUUACAACCAGACGAUCGGGGCAUCAUUUAUUUCGAGAUCUAUGGACGUAGGCAAUCGGACUUUCAUGUUCCAGCUAUGGGAUACUGCUGGACAAGAGAGAUAUCAUUGUCUGGUGCCCAUGUACCUACGUGACAGUCACAUAGCCCUAGUCCUCUAUGAUAUCACUGAUAUGACAUCCUUCGGAUUGGUGACCCUGUACCUAGACUUGUUACAGAAAAACGCCCCUGAGAGAGUCGUCAUCGUUCUGGUUGGGAACAAAGAGGACAGAGCCUCUGACAGAGUCGUCACGACGAAGAUGGGAAGGGAUUUCGCUCAAACAAACAAGCUGUUGUUUAUGGAGACCUCUGCCAAAACCGGUCAAAACGUUGAUGAUGUUUUCAUUUUAGCUAGUAAAAAUUUACCCAACGAAAUUUCAAGCCGUCGUCAUUUUACGAAAGUGGGGACAUUGUUUUUCCGGAGAAAGUUCGACGAGUGUCAUCCACUCAUGCGCAGAGAAGGUGUUGUUCCUCGUGAUGCAUCACGUGACUCAGAUUUACACAAACUGUUAUAAUGAACCAUGAACUUUUUAAGCAAAAUUUAGACACAUUUUGCAUUUUGUUCUAAUGUGUUCACUAUACAUUUGCAAAUAAAGAUUUGAAUCUCGCGUGUGUUACCUGAAUAAUUUUAGGAGAAAAAAAAUUAAAGUUAUAUGCAA
Molecule: messenger RNA, 1043 nt
Organism: Liolophura sinensis
Lineage: Eukaryota; Metazoa; Mollusca; Polyplacophora; Chitonida; Chitonidae
Product: ras-related protein Rab-5A-like
Exons: 6
Coding region: 234-899 (221 amino acids)
Molecular function (GO): GTPase activity; GTP binding
Source: RefSeq, a predicted model, not a curated record